Daucus carota subsp. sativus is the source of this 2493-nucleotide messenger RNA. RefSeq names its product phytyl ester synthase 1, chloroplastic-like. The transcript is spliced from 14 exons. Bases 108 to 2141 code for a protein of 677 amino acids. NCBI's taxonomy places the organism in Eukaryota, Viridiplantae, Streptophyta, Magnoliopsida, Apiales, Apiaceae. The record is from RefSeq and is a predicted model, not a curated record.
CAACUAGUUACAAACAAGUAGAAUUAAUAUUAAUAUUUGGCGUGUGUGUACAGUUAAUAACAUACACAGAGACUUGUAGGACUAUCUUACACGCGUGGACACUGAUAAUGGCCGGCGGCGUAAGCGUAGUUCCAGCUUCGGGUUACUAUCCGGUGACUCUUCCCCGCGUUCUGCCGACGACGACAACUUUCCGGCGGAAGCGGAAGCUAUUUAUUUCAGCUACUGCAGAAAUUAGUGCAAGAAACACGAGUAGUUCCCUGUCAAAAAGAGCAGGUGAGAAAAACGAGGAAAUGGAGCGUCGGAGCUUCAAGGACUACUUAGAACACUCCAAACAUUUCCUCACAUCAUCAGACGGUGGUCCGCCACGUUGGUUUUCCCCGUUGGAGUGCUCUUCUACACUCGAAAACUCUCCUCUUUUGCUCUCUUUACCAGGUCUUGAUGGAGUUGGACUUGGACUUUCUUUGCAAUAUCAAAGACUUGGACAGAUCUUUGAUAUAUGGUGCUUGCAUAUUCCUGUUCAUGACCGGACACCAUUUCCAGAAUUGGUGAAACUGGUUGAAAGAACUGUUAGAUUGGAGAACCAGCGCACGCCAGAUAGGCCAAUAUAUCUUGUCGGAGAAUCUUUUGGUGGAUGCUUAGCACUAGCCGUUGCUGCCUGUAACCCUGAUAUCGAUCUCGUGUUGAUUUUGGCUAAUCCAGCUACAUCACUUGGAGAGUCCCAACUUCCACCUCCUACACCUCCAUUAGAUGUAGUGCCUGACAACCUCCUUUCUGGCGUGCCAUAUUUGCUUAGCCUUAUGACAGAUAGUCCUUCAAAGCUGGUGAUGGCUACUUUGGAGAAAAGACUUCCACUGCAACAGACAAUCGGAGAAAUGUCUGAAGGAGCCAUAUCAUUAUCAUCAUACCUCUCUGUCCUGUCAGAUGUUUUAUCUGCUAAAACACUUCUCUGGAAGGUGAAGCUGGUUAGCUCAGCAAGUGCAUUUGCUAAUUCACGUCUUCAUGCUGUAAAAGCUCAGACAUUAAUACUCUCCAGUGGAAAGGAUCGGCUACUACCAAGUCAAGAGGAAGCUGAAAGACUUAAGAAGAUUCUGCCAAUAUGUGAGAUUCGAUGUUUUGAUGACAGUGGUCAUGCUCUUUUCUUGGAAAGUGCUAUUGACUUGGUUACUAUUAUAAUUGGGAGCAGUUUUUAUCGCCGUCAAAGAUACCGUGAUUAUGUAUCAGAUUAUUUGCCCCCAAGUCCUUCCGAACUCAAGAAAUUAUAUGAAUCUACCAGCUUCAUAGAGAAGAUUACUAGUCCAGUAAGGCUGUCAACAUUAGAGAAUGGGAAGAUUGUGAGGGGCCUUGCAGGUAUUCCAUCCAAAGGCCCGGUCAUAUUAACUGGGAAUCACAUGAUGUUGGGACUUGAACUAUUACCUCUGGGAAGUCGCUUUUGGAUUGACCAUGAUAUACAUCUCCGAGCAAUAGCACAUCCAUUUAUGUUCAAGAAGUUGCAAGAGAACAUGCUUGAUUUAUCAGUAUUUGAUUUUAUAAGAGUUAUGGGUGCUGUUCCUGUAUCACCAACCAACUUAUACAGACUUUUGUCUCUAAAUUCUCAUGUCCUGCUCUAUCCAGGAGGCCUUCGUGAGGCUUUUCAUCGAAAGGGUGAGGAAUACAAGUUAUUUUGGCCAGAACAAUCGGAGGUCAUCAGGAUGGCUGCUAGAUUUGGAGCCAAAAUUAUACCAUUUGGUGUUGUUGGAGAAGAUGAUGUUUCGCAAUUGCUUCUUGACUAUGAUGACCAAAUUAAGAUCCCCUUUCUUCGAUCAUAUUAUAAGGAAUUCAAUGAGUCUUUUAGAAAGUUGAGAACUGACAGUCCAGGAGAGAUUGCAAAUCAAGACUUGCACCUUCCAAUAUUAGUACCAAAAGUUCCAGGGCGUUUUUACUUUUUAUUUGGAAAGCCAAUCGAAACAGAAGGGAGGAAGCAAGAACUAAGGAGUAAAGAAAAAUCAGAUGAAGUGUAUCUAGAGGUGAAGUCUGAGGUUGAAAACUGUCUUGCAUAUCUCAAGGAGAAGCGAAAAAAGGACCCUUACAGGAGUAUACUAGCUCGGCAGGUUUAUCAAGCAAUACAUGGCCCUGACGCUGAAGUCCCAACAUUUUCACUUUGAUCAUAUUCAUCAUCAAAGGUGAACUUUCCUUCCGCGUUAACACAAGCCUAGUGUAGAUUGACUUUCCGGUUCUAGUGUAUUAAUUCAUUGAUAUACUCAUAGACAUUCUUAAACCAUCGUAGUGUAGAAACUUAACUAUUAAUCUAACUGUUUGCAUGUAUCCUCCCCGGGGACUGUAAUUUUGUAGCACAACAUUUGUGAGGUUGCCUCUGUUGAACAUAUCAUUCCACUUGUACAUACACUUUGUAACAGCUGGCACCUAGCUCGCAAGUUUGUUGAGAAAGUACAAGUGUAAUAAACAUAUUUGCUCAAGGAAAAGUAUUAUCAUGAAUGGUAUUGUUACUUGAUAUCA